Messenger RNA from Quercus robur (English oak), 1362 nucleotides. RefSeq names its product vesicle-associated protein 4-2-like. The transcript is spliced from 7 exons. The record is from RefSeq and is a predicted model, not a curated record. Bases 188 to 1066 code for a protein of 292 amino acids. Gene Ontology annotation, biological process: endoplasmic reticulum membrane organization. Lineage: Eukaryota; Viridiplantae; Streptophyta; Magnoliopsida; Fagales; Fagaceae. Gene Ontology annotation, cellular component: plasma membrane; endoplasmic reticulum membrane.
AUCACUUAAAUACGCUUAAAUCCUCUCCUCUUGAAUCCGACUCUCACCUCUCUGCAAAAACACCGAAACUUCCAUUUCUUACAAUUCCAAUUUCUGACUGCGACCUAGUCAGUUAGUCAGUCAAUCAAACAAAAACGGCACCGUUUUCCCCCUCCUCAUGCUCUAGAAAACCCAAAACCACUACUACAUGGCCAUAGCAGAAGAGCAGCAGCAGCAGCAGAAAUCUCCAUCAGACGGAAAAGUCUGGAACUUCUUCAAGCUACCUUUCCGUCACUCCAAUACGACGCCGUCUUCUUCUUCUUCGUCUCACAACGCUCCUCCGCAUCAUACGAAUAGCAAUUACAGUGCUAAUCAUAGCACCGUUUCACAUAGUAACAACAGUAAUAUUAUUAACAUGAGUAACAUCAGUAAUAAUAACCAUCAUCUUCAGGUUGAAGGAUCCAACCCACACGGUUCGAACUCGGUUUCUUCGGUUGCCAGGUCGCUUCUUCCGGCUCGGCGUCGACUCAAGCUCGAUCCUUCUAAUAAGCUCUACUUUCCCUAUGAACCUGGCAAACAGGUAAGGAGUGCUGUUAGGAUUAAAAACACAAGCAAGUCCAAUGUAGCCUUUAAGUUCCAAACAACUGCACCAAAAAGCUGUUUCAUGCGUCCUCCUGGGGCUAUUCUUUCUCCUGGUGAGAGUAUCAUAGCUACUGUGUUCAAGUUCGUGGAGCAGCCAGAAAACAAUGAAAAACCAGAAAAGAGCAAGCUUAAGUUUAAAAUAAUGAGCCUUAAGGUCAAAGGAGUAACAGAUUACAUACCUGAGCUGUUUGAUGAGCAGAAGGAUCAAGUAGCAGUAGAGCAGAUAUUGCGGGUUGUCUUUCUAGAUCCAGAGCGUUCAAGCCCUGCCAUGGAAAAAUUGAAGCGCCAGUUGGCUGAUGCUGAUGCUGCAGUUGAGAAUCGCAAAAAGCCUCCAGAAGAGGCAGGUCCAAGAAUUAUUGGGGAAGGUCUUGUCAUAGAUGAAUGGAAAGAGCGAAGGGAAAGAUACCUUGCUCGACAGCAGGUUGAAGGGGAAGUCUCUGUAUAGAGUGGUGCUUGCAGUUCUUCCAAGUAAUUACUUCGAUAUGGUGGAAAAUUGUAUAAUCUUCUGUUAAGUAUCAUUUCAACCCUACCAAAGAUUUUAUGUAAUGAGAAAGAUGUUUUAUUUAUAGAAUUGAUUAGAAAAAUUUUAGACAUCUUUUGGUGAAAAAAGACAGGUGUGAAUCUCCUAUACUUGGAGUGACUUAUUAAUGAUCAGCUAGACACUACUGCCUGUAGAUAAUGUGAUUUUUGUUUUGUUCUCCUCAAGGAAUAAAAUGGUCUUUCUUGAUGUGUUCCAGUAAA